AUGAUCUCCGGACCACUCUUCUUGUGCCUGUGGCUAAUCACUCUUGCUGUUGCCAAUGAUGUCGGUCCCGGCUACUACCCUCCGAGUGUAGACGCAGCUACUUGGGAGACCAAAUAUGGCUCCUAUCCCUUCAAGUCGUACCGAUCCUCCAAUAUCACUUCUCCUGCCGUGAGAAAGGCCGUCGACUCGCCCUUGUGUUACGACGACAACUACAUUUUCCUGUCUCCUCGAGGCUUCCGAGUUCCGAAUCCUUCUGUCACCAUCCUCGACAACCAUGGCGACCUCAUCUGGUCGCAUUUGGUCAAAGGACAGGCCUACAACCUCAAAGUUCAAGAGUACAAGGGAGAAAAGGUCUUGACAUAUUGGGUCGGUGAUGAUGCUGUUGGCGGACAUGGAGAAGGUUACUUCUACGUCCUCAACACCAAGUACGAAGAGAUCGCUCGCAUCAGAGGUGUCAACAAUCUUCGUGCCGAUCUCCACGAGUUGACCAUCACUCCGGAAGGCACCGCUCUUGUCACCUUCUACCAAAUCUACCCUCUCCACCAUCCAGGCAUGUUCAGAAUAACUGACACUGUCUACAUCUGGGAUUGUCUGUUCCAAGAGUUCGAUAUUGCUUCCCAGAAACUCAUUUUUGAGUGGAGAGCCUCCGAGCAUCACCAACUUGACGAAUCCUACACCAAAGUGGAUACUGACGGCCUUUCCAUCGAUCAUCCCUAUGAUUGGUACCACAUCAACAGCGUCCAGAAAGACGACCUCGGCAAUUAUCUUGUCUCUGCUCGCUUCACAUCAACAAUAACCUACAUCAACGGUCGUACAGGCGACAUCAUUUGGUACCUUGGUGGAAAGCGCAAUUCUUUCUCUGAUCUUAGCAAUGGUCAAGCCACGAACAUGGAGUACCAACAUGUCGCUCGCUUUGCUCCCCUGACCACUUUUGCCUCACUGAUGGCCAAGGAAAUCGUCGAUCACGGAAAGAAAACGCACAAGGACGGUUUCACAAAACAACUGCUUACCCUGUUCGACAACGGCAUCCCACCACGUCCUGCUCGAGGUCUUAUCCUCGAGUUGACAUAUCCUGAUCAAGGCAUCAGUACCAACGCACCCUUGACUGCCAGAGUCGUCAAAGCUUACGAACAUCCCUUACACAUCGACUCUGUCUCUCAAGGUUCCUUCCAAGCCGUUCACUCGAACCUGACCCAAAAUUCUGAUCCGCAUGUCUUACUCGGCUUCGGCUGGCAAGGCACAUGGACCGAAUACCUCGCCGACGGAACUCUCCUCUGUGAUUCCCGCAUUGUUGUUGAGAAGGGUCUUCAGACUCCUGGAAAAGGAUAUGUCCAAUCUUACUCUGUGCUCAAGUUUCCUUGGAAAGCUACCCCACGUUACCCUCCUGUCGCUGUCCCCGGCAAAGACAAGACUAGUGUUUUUGUUUCGUGGAACGGUGCUACUGAUGUCCACGCUUGGCAACUAAGUGUCCUGAUCAACGAUCAAUGGCAGUUGCACAGAAAAGAACUCAAAGACUCCUUUGAGACGGAGAUCUAUCUUCCUAACAAAGAUCUUGGCAGAGGGCUGAUUCGUUAUGUCCUUGUCGAGGCUUUGGAUGAGAAUGGCAAGGUGCUUGGGAAAACGGAAAUCGUGGACCUGUGGGCCAAAGGACUGGUCAGUAGGAUUACGAAGAUGGGUGAUGGUGGCUAUGGCUCAUGGUUUGGGCUGCUGCUUGUCAUUGCCGUUGUGGUUUUCAUUGCCGACCGUGUCAUCAAAUCGAGAAGGAGUGGCAGAGCUUAUCAGAAAUUGAGAAAGCACUGA
Molecule: messenger RNA, 1800 nt
Organism: Aureobasidium melanogenum CBS 110374
Lineage: Eukaryota; Fungi; Ascomycota; Dothideomycetes; Dothideales; Saccotheciaceae
Exons: 1
Coding region: 1-1800 (599 amino acids)
Source: RefSeq, a predicted model, not a curated record